Molecule: messenger RNA, 3924 nt
Organism: Peromyscus maniculatus bairdii (prairie deer mouse)
Lineage: Eukaryota; Metazoa; Chordata; Mammalia; Rodentia; Cricetidae
Gene: Pik3r1
Product: phosphoinositide-3-kinase regulatory subunit 1
Biological process (GO): insulin receptor signaling pathway; phosphatidylinositol phosphate biosynthetic process
Cellular component (GO): phosphatidylinositol 3-kinase complex
Molecular function (GO): protein binding; 1-phosphatidylinositol-3-kinase regulator activity
Source: RefSeq, a predicted model, not a curated record
CACGGCAAGGAGUAGCGAGCAGCUGAAGCCGAGUUGGAAGGAAGCAGCGGCCGCGGCGAGGACGGUUGUGCAGCCCAGGAGCCGGGACAGCGAAGCGCCGGCGGGUCGCAGCUGGAUCGCAGGCGCCUGGGAGCUGUAACCCUGAGAGGACGCUGAAGCCCAGGCGGGGCAGAGGAAGGAAGCGAGCCGCCCCGGAGGUGAAGCUGAGAGUGGAGCGGGACAGUAAAAUCAGACGACAGAUGGACGGCGUGACAGGAACGUCAGAGAGGAUUGGACCUCGCUGUGAGAGUCAGCCCGGAGUCAAGGUGUUGACAAGUCGCUGAAAAAAACACCAGGGAGGACUGUGGCGCGCAGAGGGAGCAGAGCCGUGUCUUCAGUCACACCAUUGAUGGAGGACAGAUGGACAGCCGGAUGGCCAGUCACCUCUCUUAAGCCUUUGGAUAGUGGUCCUUCGUCCUCUGCUGGCCACCUGUUGGGGGUUUUAGCCCAUUCUCUGAACUCACUUUCCCUCCAAACGUAAACUCAGACUGCGGUGUACAAGCAGCCCCCUCUUUUGGAGGGUGACGGAGCUGCCAAUAUGAGUGCUGAGGGUUACCAGUACAGAGCCCUGUAUGACUACAAGAAGGAGCGAGAAGAGGACAUCGACCUGCACUUGGGGGACAUCCUGACUGUGAAUAAAGGGUCCUUAGUGGCCCUUGGAUUCACUGAUGGACAGGAAGCCCGGCCUGAAGAUAUCGGUUGGUUAAAUGGUUACAAUGAGACCACCGGGGAGAGGGGAGACUUUCCAGGAACUUACGUUGAGUAUAUCGGAAGGAAAAGAAUUUCCCCUCCCACUCCGAAGCCCCGGCCCCCUCGACCUCUUCCCGUGGCACCGGGUUCUUCAAAAACUGAAGCAGACACUGAGCAACCAGCUUUGACCCUUCCUGAUCUGGCUGAGCAGUUCGCCCCUCCUGAUGUGGCCCCACCUCUCCUUAUCAAGCUCCUAGAAGCCAUUGAGAAGAAAGGACUGGAAUGUUCGACUCUCUACAGAACACAGAGCUCCAGCAACCCUGCAGAACUACGACAGCUUCUUGAUUGUGAUGCCGCCUCAGUGGACUUGGAAAUGAUUGAUGUACAAGUGUUAGCAGAUGCUUUCAAACGCUAUCUCUUGGACUUACCAAAUCCUGUCAUUCCAGUAGCUGUUUACAAUGAAAUGAUGUCUUUACCCCAAGAAGUACAAAGCUCUGAAGACUACAUCCAGCUGUUGAAGAAGCUCAUUAGGUCGCCUAAUAUACCUCAUCAGUAUUGGCUUACGCUUCAGUAUUUACUUAAGCAUUUCUUCAAGCUCUCUCAAGCCUCCAGCAAAAAUCUUCUGAAUGCAAGAGUCCUCUCUGAAAUUUUCAGCCCUCUGCUUUUCAGAUUCCCAGCAUCCAGCUCUGAUAAUACUGAACACCUCAUAAAAGUGAUAGAGAUUUUAAUCUCAACUGAAUGGAAUGAACGACAGCCAGCACCAGCACUGCCUCCGAAGCCACCCAAGCCCGCGACUGUAGCCAACAACGGCACGAACAACAAUAUGUCCUUACAGGAUGCCGAGUGGUACUGGGGAGAUAUCUCGAGGGAAGAAGUGAAUGAAAAACUCCGAGACACAGCUGACGGGACCUUUCUGGUGCGAGAUGCAUCCACUAAAAUGCACGGCGAUUACACUCUUACACUAAGGAAAGGAGGAAAUAACAAAUUAAUCAAAAUAUUUCACCGAGAUGGGAAAUAUGGCUUCUCCGAUCCAUUAACUUUCAACUCUGUGGUUGAACUGAUAAACCACUACCGGAAUGAGUCUCUAGCUCAGUAUAACCCCAAGCUGGAUGUGAAGUUACUCUACCCAGUGUCCAAAUACCAGCAGGAUCAAGUUGUCAAAGAAGAUAAUAUUGAAGCUGUAGGGAAGAAAUUACAUGAAUAUAAUACUCAAUUUCAAGAAAAAAGUCGGGAAUAUGAUAGAUUAUAUGAGGAAUACACCCGUACUUCCCAGGAAAUUCAAAUGAAAAGAACAGCUAUUGAAGCAUUUAAUGAAACCAUAAAAAUAUUUGAAGAACAGUGCCAAACCCAGGAGCGGUACAGCAAAGAAUACAUAGAAAAGUUUAAACGUGAAGGCAACGAGAAAGAAAUUCAAAGGAUUAUGCAUAAUUAUGAUAAGCUAAAGUCUCGCAUCAGUGAGAUCAUUGACAGUAGGAGGAGACUGGAGGAAGACUUGAAGAAGCAGGCAGCUGAAUAUCGAGAGAUUGACAAGCGCAUGAACAGCAUUAAGCCAGACCUCAUUCAGCUGAGAAAGACCAGAGACCAAUACUUGAUGUGGCUGACGCAGAAGGGUGUUCGGCAGAAGAAGUUGAACGAGUGGCUAGGAAACGAAAACACGGAAGACCAAUACUCCCUGGUAGAAGAUGAUGAGGACUUGCCCCACCAUGACGAGAAGACGUGGAAUGUUGGAAGUAGCAACCGAAACAAAGCCGAGAAUCUAUUACGGGGGAAGCGAGAUGGCACUUUUCUGGUCCGGGAGAGCAGUAAGCAGGGCUGCUAUGCCUGCUCUGUAGUGGUAGACGGUGAAGUCAAGCAUUGUGUUAUCAACAAGACUGCCACCGGCUAUGGCUUUGCCGAGCCCUACAACCUGUACAGCUCCCUGAAGGAGCUGGUGCUACAUUAUCAACACACCUCCCUGGUGCAGCACAAUGACUCGCUCAACGUCACACUAGCAUACCCGGUAUAUGCACAGCAGAGGCGAUGAAGCACGCUGCCCUCGGAUCCAGUUCCUCACCUUCAAGCCACCCAAGGCCUCUGGGAAGCCCAGGGCUCCUCUCCAGCCCGACCUGUGAACUGAGCUGCAGAAACGAAGCCGGCUGUCUGCACAUGGGACUAGAGCUUUCUUGGACAAAAAGAAGUCGGGGAAGACACGGCAGCCUAGGGCUGUUGGAUGACUAAACGUUUCUAACCUUAUCCUUUUUUUUUUCUUUCUUCCUUUUUUCUUUUUUUUUAAUUUAAAGCCACAACACACAGCCAACACAGAGAAAAGGAAAUGCAAAAAAAAAAUCUCUCCGUGCAGGGACAAAGAGGCCUUUAACCAUGGUGCUUGUUAACGCUUUCUGAAGCUUUACCAGCUGCAAGUUGGAACUUUGGAGACCAGAAGGUUGACAGGGCUGAAGGGCCUGGGCCUGAAACCGUUUGGUCCAGCCUGGUUUAGCCUGGGUGUCGCUGGGUGUCGCUGGGUGUGGUGAGCCCAGACACGUCGCACUGUGGGUUAUUUCCUUUUUAAUGAAUGAACGAUCUGGAGCAGAGAGGCAGGUCUGCUCACACAGGACACUUUGAGAGAACAUCGAUGCAGCAUGUUCGGAGGAAAAACAAAAAACAAAAAGACCGGAAAAUGUUUCGCUUAAAACUUGUCAAAUCGACAACCAACCACCCACCAACAGAAAAAUGAGUGUGGGCAAGGGGACUCGAAGUGACAUUCAGUAUAUAAAAUAUGUACAUAAUAUUGGGUGACUAACUAUCAAAUAGAUGGAUUUGUAUCAAUACCAAAUAGCUUCUGUUUUGUUUUGCUGAAGGCUAAACGUGCUGCGCUAUGCAAUUCUUAAUUUUUAUUACAUUGUUACCAGUUUCAAAUACACCUUCAGAAUAAGCUCCCCUCACCCCAGUUUUCGUUGCUUGAAAAUAUUGUCCCUCGUUUUUGUUAAUAUUUGUUUUGUUAUUUUUUUUUUAAAGAAAUGUACAGGAUGCCAGAAAGGAAAAUGGCUUAAGAAUUAAAACUAUGAAAUAUUUUACAGUUUUUCUUGUACAGAGUCCUUGGCUGUUAGCCCAAGGUUAAAAAGUUCAUAACAGAUUUUUUUUUUUUUGACUAAAUGUUGGGCAGGGCCUAAUAAGCUUCAAAGCUGCUUUAUUCAAUAAAAAUGAAAAAGAAAAUGA